This is a messenger RNA of Sporothrix brasiliensis 5110, 2358 nucleotides long. Its product is annotated as tRNA-dihydrouridine synthase 3. The record is from RefSeq and is a predicted model, not a curated record. Gene Ontology annotation, biological process: tRNA processing. The coding region runs from base 1 to 2358 and encodes 785 amino acids. Gene Ontology annotation, molecular function: RNA binding; metal ion binding; tRNA dihydrouridine synthase activity. NCBI's taxonomy places the organism in Eukaryota, Fungi, Ascomycota, Sordariomycetes, Ophiostomatales, Ophiostomataceae. The transcript is spliced from 3 exons.
AUGGUGUCUGAAAACGGAGAUACCAACGUGCAGACCGACACCGCAGAGGCUGUUGUACCUGGCUCGCCAGUAAAGCGGAGUCUUGGCAAUGGCGCCGCAGCCGAAACCAGCACAGCGGACGUGCCUGCAAGCAAUGCGCCGUCUGCAGGCACAGAGGGCCAUGGCGACGACACGGAGCACCGGCAGAAGCGGGUCAAGACAGAUGCCGGUGUGCAGGGGCCGGCGAAGCGCGAGAAGAUCCACGGCAUCGCCAUGAUCAAGGAAGAAUACCUGAUCAAGGGCAUCGGCGACGACCCAAGAGGGUCCCGCGCUGAAGCUGAUGUGGACGACGACACGGCAGAGGGCCGUGACGGCCGUGAAGGGGGCGGCGGCAGCGCCGGCCACAGCGGACGCAAGAACCGCAAAAAGGGCGGCCAGAACAAGGACCGCGACUUUGGCCGCUCGCGGGACGCCCAGAAGCUGUGCUCGUCGGUGUCGCACUCCAACGAGUUCUCGCCCAAGUCGUGCCGCUACGGCGACAACUGCCGGGCGCUGCAUGACCUGCGCAAAUACCUGUAUGGGGGCGGCCGCCGCGGCGACCUGGAGACGUUUGAGGGCAAGUGUCCGGUGUUUACUGCGUUUGGCCGGUGUCCGUCGGGCUGGAAGUGCCGCUUUGUCGGGAGCCACAUGAAGGAGGUCGAGCACGAAGACGGGCGCACGGAGCUGACGCUGCUGGGCAGCGGCAGCAGCAACAGCGACGAGGCGUCGACGGAGGCGGCAGACGAUCUCGACGAUGCACGUCCCGGCGUUGUCAACAUUGUGUCGGCCAUGGACAAGCAGAACCUGACGCGCCGGCGGAUGGAUCUGAGCCGGUCGGAGCAGUACAUCAGGUGGCUCGACGGCGAGCUGAACAUUGUCAAGAAGAUCUACAACGCAAACGGCACGGACGCGACAAAAGAGGUUGCCGAUUCGACGGCAGAGACGACGACAGACGGCGGCGACGGUGCCGCUCCCACCGCAGAGAACGGCGCGGACGAAAGCAAGCCGCGAGACGCCGGCGUGAGCACACUGGUGCAAGACUACCGGGCCCAGUUUGUGGAUCCGCCGUUCCUGCCGUCGGAGAAGCGGCGCAUCUACUUUGGGCCGGAGACGCCGACGCUGGCGCCGCUGACGACGCAGGGCAACCUGCCGUUCCGGCGGCUGUGCGUCGAGCUCGGCUGCGAGGUGACGUACUCGGAGAUGGCGCUGGCGGUGGACAUGGUCACGGGCAAGCAGCCGGAGUGGGCGCUGAUGAAGGCGCACGCGUCGGAGAUCCAGGCGCCGCGCUACACGCCGACGACGCCGGUGGCGGGCUACGACAACCGCCGCGACAUCAAGUUCGGCGCGCAGAUCGCGGCGAACCAGCCGUGGAUGGCCAUCAAGGCGACGGAGGCGAUGACGCGGCUGCUGCCGCACCUGCGGCUCGUCGACAUGAACUGCGGGUGCCCGAUCGACCUGAUCUACAAGACGGGCGGCGGGUCGGGGCUGCUCGAGUCGCACAACAAGCUGGAGCGCAUGAUCCGCGGCAUGAACGCGGUGUCGGGCGAGGUGCCCAUCACGGCGAAGCUGCGCAUCGGCGUGCGCGACAACAGCCCGACGGCGCCCAAGGUGAUUGAGCGGCUGGCGUUUGGCGGCCUGGAGACGCGCGCGCGGCUGGGCGCGCCGGGCUGCGCGGCCAUCACGCUGCACGGGCGCACGCGCAACCAGCGCUACAAGAAGCCGGCCGACUGGGGCUACAUUGCCGAGUGCGCCGCGCUGGUCCGGUCGUACAACGAGCAGCGCGACGCGCUGGCCGACACGGUGCGCGAGCCGGACGCGCGCACGCAGGCCAACGCGUCGCGCAUCUUCUUUUUGGGCAACGGCGACUGCUACAGCCACGUGCAGCACCAGGAGCAGCUUGCGCAGUCGGGCGUCGACGCGGUCAUGAUUGGCCGCGGCGCCCUCAUCAAGCCGUGGCUCUUUGAGGAGAUCCAGGCCGGCCAGUACCUGGACAAGUCGGCGACGGAGCGCCUGGCGUACGUGGAGCGGUUUGCGCGGUACGGCAUGGAGGCCUGGGGCACGGACGAGUACGGCCUGGGCACGACGCGGCGGUUCCUGCUCGAGUACCUGAGCUUUGCGACGCGGUAUGUGCCCGUCGGCCUGCUCGAGUACCUGCCGCCCAGCUUGAACGACCGGCCGCCGGCCUUCCGCGGCCGCAACGAGCUGGAGACGCUGCUGGCGAGCCGCAACUACAAGGACUGGAUCAAGAUCAGUGAAAUGUUCUUGGGCCCCGCACAUCCCGACUUCAAGUUUGUGCCCAAGCACAAGUCCAACGCAUACGAAAUGGAGGCCGAGGGGUGA